CUAGAUAUGGAUAAAUGAAGUCCACAUACUUUUUUUAUCUAGUGAAGUGUUUGUAUAAUAUAGUUCUUGAAGACAAACAACACAUAAUUUUACAAUCUAUCCCACAAAAUUCUUUCUUGUGAAGAUGAAGGUAGCAGAGCUUGUUUUCAUCCCUGCACCUGGCGUCGGCCACCUUGUUCCCGCGGUGGAGCUUGCAAACCUAAUGAUCCACCGCGACGAACAACUCUCUUUCACUAUCUUGGUCAUCAAGUUACCCUCAUUUGACGCCAAGAUUACCAGUUACAUUACGUCUAUAGCCGCCUCAUUAACAACUGACCGUAUCAGAAUCAUAAAUCUUCCGACCAACACUGAACAAACUCAUAAUCCCACCAACUUCCUCGCCUCCUUCAUUGAAAGCCAGAACCCCCACGUCAGAGAAGCUGUUUCUGAACUUGUUGCAACUCGGUCUGGGCUAAGCUCUUGGAAACUCGCUGGGUUUAUAGUUGGCAUGUUCUGUACACCAAUGAUUGAUGUAGCCAAUGAAUUUGGAGUUGAUUCUUAUGUUUUCUUUCCUUCAAGUGCAGCUUCUCUUGGUUUCGUGCUUCACAUGCAAGCUCUCAACGAUGACCAGAAUGUCGACACAACUGAGUUUAAAGACUCAGAUACUGAGUUGCUCAUCCCGAGUUUCCAAAACCCAGUUCCGGCCAAGGUCUUUCCUUCUGUUGUUUUUAACAAAAACUGGCAUUCUCUUUACUACGGUAAUGCAGGAAGGUAUAAAGAAACUAAGGGUAUUUUGGUAAAUACAUUUAUGGAGCUCGAAUCUCAUGCUAUAAGUUCCAUGUCCUUUCCGGUGUACCCUGUGGGUCCUCUCUUGAAUCUCAAAGGCGACAACGACGGUCGUGAUGAUUCGAGUUCAUCAAGUGGCGCCCACAAGAAAGAUGAGAUCAUGGCAUGGCUUGAUGAUCAACCUCCAUUAUCUGUAGUGUUCCUCUGCUUCGGAAGCAUGGGAAGCUUGAGUGAGGCUCAAGUGAAAGAGAUUGCCUGUGCCGUAGAUCACAGUGGGCUUAGAUUCCUGUGGUCCAUACGCCAACCUCCUCCAAAGGGUAAGAUGGGAUUACCAACUGAUUAUACAAAUCCAGCGGCUGUCCUUCCUGAAGGAUUCUUAGAUCGAACGGCUGAGAUUGGAAGAGUUAUAGGCUGGGCUCCACAAGUGGCAAUCCUAAGCCAUCGAUCAAUCGGUGGAUUUGUAUCACACUGUGGGUGGAAUUCCAUACAAGAGAGCUUAUGGUAUGGUGUUCCGAUUGCCACGUGGCCAUUAUAUUCGGAGCAGCAAUUGAAUGCUUUUGAGUUGAUUGUUGAAUUAGGAUUAGCGGCUGAGAUUAAAAUGGAUUAUAGAAAGGAUGUUUUUGGAACUGCAGAUCAGGAGGUGAUCGUUAGUCGUGAUGAUAUCGAGAGAGGUAUCAGGUGUGUUAUGGAGCAGGAUAGUGAUGUGAGAAAAAGGGUUAAGAUUAUUAGCCAAAAGUGUAAGGUUGCCUUAAUGGACGGUGGAUCUUCUUUCUCUUCCAUAGGUCGUUUGAUAGCAAACAUAAUAGAGAAUAUAUGACAUUUCUUAGUAGUAGUUUCAUGUUGAAGAGUGUUUAUUUCACGUAAGUACUGUGCCAUAUUAUUUUUAUAAUAAAAAUUGAGUUGCGAAAA
This is a messenger RNA of Mercurialis annua (annual mercury), 1674 nucleotides long. Its product is annotated as anthocyanidin 3-O-glucosyltransferase 2-like. NCBI's taxonomy places the organism in Eukaryota, Viridiplantae, Streptophyta, Magnoliopsida, Malpighiales, Euphorbiaceae. The coding region runs from base 125 to 1582 and encodes 485 amino acids. The transcript has a single exon. The record is from RefSeq and is a predicted model, not a curated record. Gene Ontology annotation, molecular function: UDP-glycosyltransferase activity.